Molecule: messenger RNA, 1365 nt
Organism: Vigna radiata var. radiata (mung bean)
Lineage: Eukaryota; Viridiplantae; Streptophyta; Magnoliopsida; Fabales; Fabaceae
Exons: 8
Coding region: 1-1365 (454 amino acids)
Source: RefSeq, a predicted model, not a curated record
AUGCAAAGCGGGAGAGAGCUUGAGGUUGUGUCGGAGUUGAAAAUCGACGACCGGACCGAGACGGUCGGGAUUCCGAAGCAGAUUGUGAUAAACGACAAGGCGAAGCUGUUCGACAGGCGGAUCUGGAAGGCGUUGAAGUAUCCGGUGAUCGCAAAACCUCUCGUGGCCGACGGCAGCGCGAAGUCGCACAAAAUGGCGCUGGUUUACAACCACGAAGGUUUGAAUUCUCUGAAGCCUCCUGUGGUGGUGCAGGAGUUGGUGAACCACGGUGGCGUGAUCUUCAAGGUGUACGUGAUCGGGGAGCGCGUGAGGUGCGUGAAGCGGAAGUCGCUGCCGGACGUGGAAGAGGAGGAGUUGAUGAAGGUUUGGGAGGAUUUGUGGGCGUUUUCGCAGUUUUCAAAUUUGGCAAGCGAUGAAAGAAUCGACGACAAAUAUUACAAGAUGAUGCAUUUGGAUGAUGCUGAGAUGCCUCCUCUGAGCUUCGUUACUCAGAUAGAUAAUCAUGAUAGUAAUAGAGUUCAUGGCGUUCCGCACACACUCCAAAAAGAAGAUUUGGAGUUAGAAAGAGAAUUGAAACUCAUUAACAAAUCUCCAGUGAAGAGUAUUCAUACAAAAUAUGGAUAUAUUGUUGACUGUAUUGAUAUUUAUAAACAACCAGCAUUUGAUCAUCCUUUAUUAAAGAAUCAUAAGUUACAGAGAAAACCCAGCUUUCAAAACUCAUUUGAAAAGACAAGUGUGGAGAAUUCUUCUACUAAAUUCAUAUUCGGACUUGAGAAAGAUGAAUGUCCCAGAGGAAGUGUUCCUAUCAGAAGAACAACAAAAGAUAAUCUCAUUCAAAGCAAAUUAUUAUCCAAUGAUCAUGUCUUGCUUGAAAAUAAUCCUGGUGUCCAUGUUGCAGAAGUUUAUCUUCCAAUAUCAUUUGGUCCUUAUUACAAAGUUAGUGGAACUAAUAGCAUUUAUAAUCCACAAAUUAAGACAAAGGAUCAAUUGAGUUUUUCUCAUAUGUGGGUUCGAAAGGGACCUAUAGAUACUAGAAACGAAAUCUCUUUCGGAUGGCAUGUGGCUCCACGAAUUUAUGGUGAUAGUGCAACUUAUAUUUUCGCAGCAUGGACAUCCGAUAAUUUCAAAAAAACAGGAUGCUACAAUGUACAUUGUUCAGGAUUUGUUCAAACUGAUCCAGCAAAGUAUCUUGGUUCUAUUGUGGAUAAAACAUCUACCUAUGGUGGAGAAAUGAUUGAGCAUCCAAUGUCUAUUACACUGAAUGACAAUUCUGAUUGUUUUGGUGUUGACUAUUAUGGAGAUCUCGGAAAUGAAGUUGGAUAUUCUCUCCAAUUUGGAGGACCAGGCGGUGACUGUCGAAAUUGA